Molecule: messenger RNA, 2458 nt
Organism: Colias croceus (clouded yellow)
Lineage: Eukaryota; Metazoa; Arthropoda; Insecta; Lepidoptera; Pieridae
Gene: Cpsf6
Product: cleavage and polyadenylation specificity factor subunit 6
Exons: 14
Coding region: 56-2131 (691 amino acids)
Biological process (GO): mRNA alternative polyadenylation
Cellular component (GO): mRNA cleavage and polyadenylation specificity factor complex
Molecular function (GO): mRNA binding
Source: RefSeq, a predicted model, not a curated record
UAUUUCAAAUCUGUCCGUAGGCUGGCAAUAUUGUCUGCAGCGUUUAAUUCGCAAAAUGGCGGAUGGCGGUGUGGAUAUAGAUUUAUACGCCGAUGAUAUUGAAUCUGAUUUCAAUAGACAGGACGAGUUUGGAGGAGAUAAUGUAGAUCUUUACGACGACGUUAUUGCUGCUCCAUCAGCGAAGCAAGAAGAUGGUGAUGGACCACCGAACUCUGCACCUCAACAUCCACCUGAGGAGACAAACGGGAACGCUUCUUAUCACAACAACGCACCAAGCCACGGGCAUCAUGGCCGCCGAUUCCAACUUUACGUCGGCAACCUAACUUGGUGGGCAACCGAUCAAGAUAUAGCUAACGCCGUCGCUGACGUUGGCGUGUCGGAUUUUCAAGAUGUGAAAUUCUUCGAGAACAGGGCAAACGGGCAGUCGAAAGGUUUCUGCGUUAUAUCUCUGGGCUCAGAUCAGUCUGUCAGGAUGGUUAUGGACCGAUUGCCCAAGAAAGAGAUUCAUGGGCAGCAUCCUAUUGUUACACUGCCUACAAAACAGGCCCUUAAUCAAUUUGAGAGUCAAUCCAAGACAAGGUCAACACCACCUGGCACGAAUACCGGAAUGAGAGGACCGCCGGGACACCCUGGAGGCCCACCCGGCCCGCAUCCUGGAGAAUUCUUUGGCGGCGGACCGAACGGUCCCGGGCCGAACGGGCCGCGCAUGAUGAUGCCGGGGCCAGGGCCGCACCACCAGAUGAGGGGCCCGCCGCCGGGGCCGCAUGGGCACGGGCCCCCGCCGCACCACAUGCCGCAGCAUCAGGGUCCCCCGCCGCACCACAUGGCGCCGCAUCAGGGUCCCCCGCCGCACCAGGGCCCGCCGCAACACAGGCCGCCGAUGCCGUAUAAUGAUAUGCAGCGUCAAGGCGGCGGUCGCGGCGGCGAGUGGGGAGCGCGCGGGCCGCACAUGCCGCCCGCGCCGGCGCCGCAGUACGGCCCGCCGCAGCACCAGCUGCCGCACCAGAUGCCGCCGCCGCACGCGCCUCCCGGGCAAGGUAUGCCGCCACCACAUCACCAGAUGCCGCCUCAUCAGCAAGGCCCGCCGCGUGGACCGGCACCUCUACCGCAACAUCCUGGUGUAGGCGUAGGUGUAGGUGGACCAGCGCCUCACGUGAAUCCAGCUUUCUUCAAUCAACAGCCGCCCGUGCAAAGCGCGCCCCCGGUACAGCCCGGCCCACAGCCCGGACCGCCAGGUCCAGGAGCUCCAUACGGACAUCCAGCGCACGCAGCUCCAGUGCCGGCGCAAGGACCGCCGCCUGGUGCUAGGACGCCGUACGGCAGACCGCCACAGAACCCGUACCCAGCGGGCGAAGCGCGUCCGACGCACGCGGCGCCGCUCGGUGUGCACGCGGCGCACCCCGCGCACGCGGCUCACCCCGCGCACGCGCCGCACCCGGUCAUCAGCGAGGCGGAGUUCGAGGAGGUGAUGAGCCGCAACCGCACCGUGUCGUCCAGCGCCAUCGCGCGUGCUGUUAGUGAUGCCGCCGCGGGAGAAUACGCGUCCGCUAUUGAGACGCUCGUCACGGCCAUAUCGCUUAUUAAACAGAGCAAGGUGGCGCACGACGACCGCUGCAAGAUACUAAUAUCGUCGCUGCAAGACACGCUGCACGGCGUCGAGACGAAGUCGUACGGCGGCGAGCGGCGUCGGUCGCGGUCGCGCGAGCGGGACGCGCGCCAGCACCACCGGGCGCCGCGCCGCCGGGAGCGCUCCGCCAGCCGCUACCGGGAGCGCUCGCGGGACCGGGAGGAGCGGGACAGGUAUAGGGAACGGUCGAGGGACCGUGACCGUGAGCGCGACCGUGACGCGUAUUACAGGGAUUACCGUGAACGUGAACGCGACAGGUCCAGGUCUAGGGACAGGGAACGCGCUGACCAUUAUAACAGGGGACACAGUCGGGAAGAGAGGCCGCGCAAAUCGCCGGUAGAACCAACAGCGGAAGCGGGCGCGGGCGACGCGAGCACCAAGAGCAGAACCGCAGCCGCGCCGUACUACGACGAGCGGUACAGAGAGCGGCGUGACCGCGACCCGCCGCCCGCGGACCGCGACCGUGACCGUGAACGCGACCACCGCCGCGACGCGCGCCACUAACAUCCGGCUAUUCGUGGCGCGGGUGCGGUUACCGUGACCGUGACCGCAACGGGCGCCACUAACAACCGGCUAGUAGUGGCGGUUGUGCGGGCAGCGAGACCGUGACCGUGACCGCGACCGCGACCGCUACCGCCGCAACGUGCAGGACUAGGACUAGCGGCCGGUGGGCACGGUGACGGUGAUCGUGACCGCUGACUUCUAGCAACCGGGGGGAAAGUGGGGACCGUGACUAGGUGUACAUGGCAAUACAAUUGAAUUUCAGUUUCUAUAUUCAAUUUCUAUUUUAUGAAGAAACAUUACAUCUGAGUUUUUGUGUACAUGGGUAUA